Fonsecaea multimorphosa CBS 102226 is the source of this 3495-nucleotide messenger RNA. RefSeq lists its product as uncharacterized. Gene Ontology annotation, molecular function: ubiquitin protein ligase activity; ribosome binding. The transcript has 8 exons. The record is from RefSeq and is a predicted model, not a curated record. The coding region runs from base 1 to 3495 and encodes 1164 amino acids. Lineage: Eukaryota; Fungi; Ascomycota; Eurotiomycetes; Chaetothyriales; Herpotrichiellaceae. Gene Ontology annotation, biological process: rescue of stalled cytosolic ribosome; protein ubiquitination.
AUGUCGUUACCGCCAGAGGUCCGCGCGGCGUACAUCACCAUCAUUGAUUCCAUCCUCGAGAGGGCUGAUCUUACGACUAUAUCGGUUAAGGGGAUUCGGCAAGGCAUACAGGAUCAAGUUGAAUAUGACAUCACGCCGCAGAAGAAUGCUAUCAGGGAGUUGAUUGGCGAGAGAUUCGAUCUCGCGAAUGCGAAGCGAAAUGGCGAGACUACUGUGGUUCAGUCAGUUGAGACAAACGAAGCUGUCGAACCUGCCCCUCAGACUAAUGGCAUCCAUCAUUCUUCCGCACAAUCCUCGAGCUCACCCGCCAAACGUGAGGCAGAAAGCGAGGAUGUUCUCGAUGGUAUAGACGCACAGCCUCCAAAGAAAAAACAGAAAUCGGUCCUCGACGCAGAUGCUGCCUACGCAGCUCGUCUACAAGCUGAAGAAGACAAAUUGGCUCGGCCUACCCGCGGUGGAGCGAAUCGGAAGACAGCUCCUGUCAAAAAGAAGAAGAGGACGAAGAAGGAGCGAGUGACUGGGUCGGAUGACUCGGAGAUCGAAGGAGACGAGCGCAAGCAAAAACCCAAGCGAGAAACCGGUUUCCACAAGCCGCUCAAUCUUUCGCAAGCAUUGUCAAAUCUAUUCGAUGGGGCAACCCAGCUGUCACGGCCAGAGACCACCAAACGCAUAUGGGCGUACAUCAAAGCGAAUGAUCUUCAAGAUCCCAGCGACAAGCGUUACAUCAUCUGCGACGCGAGGAUGCGAGACGUUUUCAAGCAAGACAAGGUCCACAUGUUCACCAUGACCAAAUUGAUUUCGCAGCAAAUCUGCGUGUGGGCUGUUAUGUGGCUCUCCCUUAACGAGCAGCCAGGCAUCCGAAAGGAGUGCUCAGCCUCGCUGACUAAACAACCACCAGAAACGCCUUGCUGCUUUUUCCCAGUCUUGGAGACACCCAUCGUGACUCACUUAGUUACUAGGUACUACUUGUCGAUUCUCACACACAUAAACAUGUCGAACUCUGCGACCGCCACCGAAGCAACCUCUUCACCACGCGGAGCACAUCGAGGCCGAGGCAAUCGCUCAAACCAGCACAACCGUGCUGGAUCCUACGAUCGAGAGUCGCCUGACAAUCGAGGUAGAGGAGCUGGAAAUCGAGGGGCCAGAGGUUCAAGAGGAGGCAGAGGCAGAGCUAGGGGACAUGGGAGAGACGCCACAUCUUCAACACCACUGUCUCCUCAAUCUACAGCAGAAACUACCUCUGGAAGACCACCUGGAGGCGGCUUCGGUGCGCGCCUGACCGGAGCUGCCUCAGAAUUCGAAGGCGAUUCAAGUGAACCUCAUCCUCGGGAGAAUGACAAGGAGCCUGAACUCGCAGAAGAAGCGGAACUCUGCUUCAUCUGCGCCAGUCCCAUCGAGCAUGUCUCCAUUGCUCCUUGCAACCAUCAAACCUGCCACAUUUGCUCAUUGAGGCUGAGGGCACUUUAUAAGACACGAGCUUGCGCACACUGCAGGACAGAAGCGCCUUUCGUGAUCUUUACCGACGAUGCGGAGAAACGGUACGAAGACUUCAAGGACAAUGAAUUCGUCAAGAUCGAUGAAAACCUGGGAAUCAAGUACGAAAAGGACAUCAUCCUAGAAGAUACCAUUCUCCUACUGCGAUACAAUUGUCCAGACAAAGAUUGUGAUGUUGCAUGCCUGGGUUGGCCAGAUCUGCACCGUCAUGUCAGAACCAAGCAUGGAAAGGUCAUGUGCGAUUUAUGCACGAGAAACAAGAAAGUUUUCACGCAUGAGCACGAGUUGUUCACGUUUGGCGAGUUACGCAGGCACGAGAAAUUCGGCGACGACAACCCAGGAGCCAUUGAUCAGUCCGGCUUCAAGGGACAUCCUGAAUGCGGGUUUUGCAAACAAAGAUUCUACGGAGACGACGAGCUUUAUGCCCACUGCCGAGAGAAACAUGAGAGGUGCCACAUUUGUGAUAGACGGAACGGUGGAAGAAAUCCACAGUACUACCUCAACUAUCAAGAACUGGAGAAACAUUUUGCAGCGGACCAUUUUGUCUGCCUGGACGCCGAAUGUCAGGCCAACAAAACGAACGUCUUCGAGUCGGAGAUGGAUCUCAAAGCACAUCAAUUAUCCGAACACCCAAAUGGGCUUUCUAAGGAUGCUCGUAGGGACGCUCGUCUUGUCGAUUUGUCCGGUUUUGCUCUUCGGGAGCCCUACCAACCGCCUCGAAGAGGUGAUCGAGCAAAUCGUGGUGCCGGAAGAGGUCGUGAUCCCAAUGCCGAACCAUUGCCCGUAUCAAGUGCUCAACCAAUUGGCCGUGCAGAACUGGCUUACCAACGCCAACUUGCGAUACAAAGCUCUCAGUCAGUGUCGAGUAGGAACUUUGGCGGUCAAUUGACACAAAACACUCCUAUCGCACGCCGUCAGCCAGCGUCUCCGCAAGCCACCCCAUCAUUACCUGCUGUUGAAAAUCUCGCCAUCGACGACAGACCUAUACCUGCUGCAGCCAUGACGCCUCAGGAGCAGGCACGAGCGUUGCGCCACCAGGCAGUAACUGACCGCGCCACAUCGCUCCUCAAGAACGACAAGAACAAGCUUUCCCAGUUUCGAACCCAUGUCUCCGCCUUCCGCAGCGGCACUAGCUCUGCAAACAACCUCAUUGACUCAUUCUUCUCCCUUUUCGACUGUCCAAGUUCUGAACUGGGUAAGCUCAUCCGCGAACUGGCAGAUCUGUAUGAAGACGAGACGAAGCGUCAGGCCCUGCUGCAGGCGUGGAACAAUUGGCGCAGUAUCAACGAAGAUUAUCCCAGCCUCCCCGGUCCCAGUGGCACUCUCCCGGGCGUCUCGAGUGGCCCGGCAAGUUCUGGCCGGAGGGUGUUGACCUUGAAGAAGAGCACAGCCCAGUCAUCCCGCUCAGCAGUGUCAAGACAAGGUUCAUGGGGGAAUGCCAUUACUCGGGGAACAAGUCAAGAUCCAUUUCCUGCCUUGUCAGUUGCAGCAGAUAAGAGCGCUCCGCGCGCAAAUGCACCUACAGCAGUUCCUGCAUGGGGCAAUACAUCUGCGCCCACAGUUACCAACACCACCCCAAGCGCCGUACGUCCAACAGCAGCACCUCCUACGACUGCGUCCACGAUCCGUCAGAAAACCAACAACACCCGUGGUAUGGCUCCGCCGCGUCCCACGGAGGACGCUUUCCCCUCGUUACCUGCCGCACCAAAGCCGAACACGAUGAUGGCCGGCUUCAACACGCGCGGCUCGGUGCGAUGGCUCAGCUCACCUUCCAGCUCGGGAACCACUACACCUGUAGUAAAUCCAUGGGGAAACGGAGGGCUGACGCCCACACCGGCACAGGCACAGGCAACAGCCGGAGCUGCUGUAAGUGCAGGUGCAGGUCGUUUCGAAGGAGGAGCUGCUGGUGACAACACUACCAACGAUGGUGAAGCGCCUUCGGCAGGGAAGAGGAAAGGAAAGAAGGGAAAGAAGGGAGAGACGUUGUUUCAUUUCGGGUAG